AUGGAUGCCCCUAACAGCACGCCAGACCAGGACAAAGAAGGAGAACAACAGACCACUGUGUUGCCAAUUGCUUGUGAAAAAGACAAUUCGCAGGAAGCUUCUGAUCAUGUCCCACCACAGCUCUCUCUUUCGCCACAGGAAGCAGAAACAAGACAUACCUUGGCGUCCGAGCCAUUUCAACCUAUUCUGAAGGUGCUAGCAGACCUCGAACGCGACGAUCCCAAGUUCGCCUUUCCAGCAGGUCGAAUUGUCGGACUCUAUCGACGCCUAUGGGAGUCGUGCGUGUCCAAACACGUCGAUGGCCAGAACCUAGAGCAGAGCAAUCAGAUCUUGAAGGAGGCUAGCACACACCUGACUAAAGAGAGGGAUGGACUUCAGCUGCGCCACGACAAGCAGCUGUCUCGGCUGCGCUUCUUUGAGCAGGCACUGGAAUCAUCUCGGGGUCGACUGACUUGCGUACUUGAUGAUUGGAACCACCCGUCCAGACUCAAUCUACAUGUACCAGGGUUCUUGGACAACGCAAGAGAAGGGUGA
This is a messenger RNA of Penicillium arizonense, 534 nucleotides long. RefSeq lists its product as uncharacterized. The record is from RefSeq and is a predicted model, not a curated record. The coding region runs from base 1 to 534 and encodes 177 amino acids. Lineage: Eukaryota; Fungi; Ascomycota; Eurotiomycetes; Eurotiales; Aspergillaceae. The transcript has 2 exons.